Clarias gariepinus (North African catfish) is the source of this 4201-nucleotide messenger RNA. It is a transcript of the gene bmf2, whose product is annotated as BCL2 modifying factor 2. The transcript is spliced from 4 exons. Lineage: Eukaryota; Metazoa; Chordata; Actinopteri; Siluriformes; Clariidae. The record is from RefSeq and is a predicted model, not a curated record. Gene Ontology annotation, biological process: negative regulation of autophagy; positive regulation of apoptotic process; apoptotic process. Gene Ontology annotation, cellular component: myosin complex. Bases 152 to 667 code for a protein of 171 amino acids.
GUUAGAGCGGAGUGCAGCGGUGUGUGUGUGUGUGUGUGUGUGUGUGCUCGGAUUUACACCACAGAGAGGAUCUAUCGGCUCGGUCACCACCUGCACACAUCUGAUCAGAAAUAACAUCAAUCAGAAAAACUGUGGCGGGUGACUUCCGCUGAUGGAGGAUGACGAGGAGGAUACGCCUUUACCGUUUACAGUCGCACCGCUCGAGAUCGCAGACGUCCAACGAGGGAACAUGCCGCUGAUUCAGACUACGCCGCGCUUCCGGAACCCGGGUUCCGUCCCAAACGCGGUCAGUCCGCUCCACCGCUCCCUCCACGGAGCCGUGGGUUUGGGGUUCGUGUCUACACCGUCGGAUGAUUCACAAGCGCUUCUUCACAAUUUGAUCUUCUACCCCGGAGGAGACUCUGGCUUCGGCGUCCGCGUUCCGUCUGCCUCUGAGGAACCGGGAGUAGACGAGCAGCAGGAUGAAGGGAAAGGGGACGAGAGAGAGGAGGACAGGACGAGCGUGGAAGUGCAGAUCGGACGCAAGCUACGUGAGAUCGGGGAUCAUUUCCAGCAGGAGCACAUGCAGCUGUUCCUGCAGCAUCAGCGAAACCGGCAGCUGAUCUGGUGGCGUUUAGCGAGCACGCUUUACGACUUCCUGUUCCCGAGGGAGUUGGUCAGACACUGAGGAGGUCCGGGGCUCCUGGCGUCUCCCCUCGGGUUACUUGUGCUCUUAAACAGGCCUUUUUGAGGUGAACUUGAUAAAAAAAAAAAAAAAAAAAAACGGACAGGAAGUGAGGAGGAGUGCGAGUCGCCGCUGGACGGAGACGGUGUCCCCGCUAACUGCUCACUCAGAAGCCAUCUUUACAACCGAGCUAGUUUGGGGGGUGUUUUUUUUUUCGGUCGUGUAUUUUAAUUCCGCCUAUGAGUCUGUGAAUGCCUUACAGUGGAGUGAGAGAGAUCAAAGGACUUCAGGAAGAAGAGUUACAAAAGAUAGAAAAUGUGAAGGAGCAGAAAAAAAAACAACUCUAUUUUUUUUCGAACAGGUGAUUUAAGAAAACCCUUUUUAUUUGUAUUUUUUAUUAUCUUGUUUUUGAGACAGUUUUUUGCUGAUCUCAGCACAAGUUUCAUUGAACAGGUCAUUUCUUUUGUGUGGGGAAAAAAACAACAACAACAAACAAAAUUCCUUUUGCAAUGAGAACAUCGAUGCACGACAGUCGCCUUAAACUCGAUUUUUAACAUCUGAGCCUUUAACCUGAGCCUUUAAGAUCCUCAGGGCCGAGAGACAUUUCACAUCCUGAAGGUUUAUACUCGCUCUGACCAGACACUUUGUCUCGAUACCUUUGCUCAGUCUGAGCUGGACGAUUUUUAAACUUUUUGUCAUUUACUGAAUUCUUAAAUUCAUUUUAAUCUUCUGUUUUUAAUAUCUGAAUUAAUUUUCUAAUGGGACAAAAAGUUUUUAACAAGGACCUCAGUUGUAUUUUGGCACAUUUACGAUGGGUAUUGACUAUUUAAAUACACAUUUGUUUAUAUAGGAUGAGAAAUUUAGGUUUUUGAUUUGGCUGAAAAAUGAAUAAAAUAAAGAGAAACUCUGUGGACGGACACUGAAUAUGUUUACAGUCAGGUUUUAAAGUUUUACUACUAACAUUUGUACUUUACCUUUUUUUCUAAUAACAAUUAAAAAAAAGUUGUAACUACAAUUUUUUAACUAAGCUUAAAUUCUUUUUUUUAAGUUAUUGUUUAAGAAAAGAAAAAAACUGUAAAUCCUGAUUGUAAAAUGAUAUUUAAAACCCGAGCUAAUGCAGUGCUGUAAACAAUCAGACACCGACUUGGGGUCGGAUCUCCUUUUGCUCUACAGUCCUGCUGUUCUGAUCAGAAACCUGGUUUGUGUGUCCGAGUGUAAAAACGCCACUGCUUUCAAACGGGUUGUAAAAAACUGUUCAUAGUUUUGUGUUUUUUUUAAUUUUAUUUAUCAGAUGUUUUUUUUUUUUUUUUUUUUUUUUUAAUUCGAAUAAGAGAUGAAAUACGGGAGGAUAAGGAAGAGAAAACAAUUCCUAAUGUAGGUCAAGUUUUCUCAGAAAAAGCCAUUUAUAAAAGAAUUAAGAAUUAAUUAAGAUUUUUUUUUAUUUUUUAUCACUCUUCCCAAAACUUUGGCCCUUAUUUAUCAAAGAUCUAUUCCUUGCACAUUUUUAACUUGGAUUUUUCCUAAUUUCCAAGUUUGUAAUUUUCUCAUCACAGUACAAUUUAUAUAUAUAUAUAUAAUAACCCACCCUCUUUAAAAAAAAAAAAAACAUCACUCAUCUAAGUCUAUAAAACACUGUGAGCUGUAUUUAAUCUAAUCUAAUUUAAUCUAGGUAAUUAUACUCUAAAAAAAUAGAAGAAAGUUCAAUACUUCGAGUUUGUCUGAACAUCUUAAGCUAGCUAUUUUUUAUUUUUUAAUACACAAAGAUUUACUAUGAAAUUAGACUAAAAGUCUAACAAUUACAGUUUUUAUGAAACAAAAACUAAAUAAGAUAAAUUUGAUAAAUAAGGGCAAAUGCAUUUAUUUAUUCGGUUUUGUUUUGUGACCAAAUAGACGGAUAGAUGCGUUUUUUUUUCUUGUAAGCUUUUAUCAGUGUCCAAUGAGACGGCCUGAUUUUAUCACAUGACCAGCUCAUGAACUGGACCUAACGUGUUCUUACUUUCUUUCUUUCUUUCUGUUUUAAAGAACAGUCAUGUUUAUUAAGAUAAUGUUUAUUGGGUAUAAAUGGAGUUGGUGAACAACAAUAAUGAUGAUAAUAAUAAUGGAUAGUAUUUAUUUAUUUUUGUUGUAUAUGAGUUUGUAAAAUAAAAGCGCUAUGAAUUUGUAUUUACAGGAAUAUGAGGGAUUUAUGGAUUUAUUCCUAAUUCUGAUAAAUGUAAAAAAAAAAAGGGACAAAUUUUUAAGUGCUUUAUUUAAGAGUGAUACGACCUAGAUUAAACAAAAUUUUAUCUAAUAUAUAUAAAUCUGCAUCUAUAUAUCGGAUUGGACGAGGGCCGAUAAAACAAUUCUGCGAUAUACGGCGAUAUUACCGUGACGGAAACACUUUAAGUGACUUAACUCCAGAAUACGCACAGCUUCUUCACCUGAUGUCACACUGAGUAUAACGGCGAGAUCACAAGUAAACAAGUCCAGUAAUAUCGUCGCUAUUAAGAAACCGAUUAUCACGAUAUAUCCGAGUUUCUGUGGUUCACCUUCUUCCUCAAACAAGUUCACCGCUACAACCUGGUUUUUAUAUUUCACUCUUUCAGCAGGUCGAUAAUUACAUUAAUGUUAUACGAUAUAUAAGAAAUAACGCCUACUCUCUCGCACCGUUACAAACUGCACUGCUAAUUUUUGUUUUUAUCCUCGACAUUGUUUCACUCACGAGUCGUGAUUUUUAUCAGACAAUCAGAAUCCUAAACGUGCCUUAGGGCCAAACACACACCAGCUCCGUCGCUAACCCUCACACACUCACAGAAGAACGUCAUGAUCGUCAGUGUCGGCAGUUAAACACGCGCGCCUGAUCAGUCGUGCCGCCGUGGACGCCGAGAAAUCACAGUCACUGAUCACAGACGUUCACUUCUUAACUCCACACUCGACUUGUGACGAUGUUAUAUUUUUAUAUUAUUACCGCGAUACUUGCCUAGCGUUUUAUCACAGUUUCCUGCAAUCAAUCUCGCACAUGCUUUCGUUCGGUGCCGUACGGCAUCGCCUUCCUUUAUUAAAGACAGAACUUACGCCGAGCGUCAAUCAUCACAAUACUUCCUGAUAACGAUUUUAAGAGCACACGAAUAGCCACAAUUAACAAAUAAAAACUAGAGCGAACCUUGAAGCGUAAACACGUACAGGUUGCAGAAGUAAAGCCAGACUUAUUUUUACUAUUUUAAAGAUUUGGUAAUGUAUUUUACGGCGAGUCGGUUUCAUUUCCUGGCAGGAAUUUCACUUUUUGCUUGAAACUACAGCUGUAUUUUUUACAUACGAAUGCCCUUUCAAGUGCACUCUUUUCAAGAAUUUCAGUGUUGUAUAAAUCCUGAUUUUACUUUCUUCUAAAGAUGUGUUCAUGUUACAAAAGUUUUUUUUAUGUAUGUAGAAGAAAUGAUUAUACAGUACUUAUGGUUAUUUAUAUGUGGAUAAGAUGUGCUUUUUUAUAGAGUAAAUGCUUAUGAUAUCAAAAAUGCUGUUAAACUUUUUUUUUUCUAUAAAACUCAUUAAAGAUGUGAA